AUGGCUGCAGCCGAUGUUCUAUCAAGCCCUUCCGGAAGCUCGGGCGCAAACGCUACAUAUGGCUGGUCAACGGCCCAGCUUGGGACGAGGACGACUGGAUUGGAUGAGAUCGCGUGGAGCCAGGAGGACGUGAGACUGAGGCUGGGCCUCAUUUCGCAAGCGUGGAUUGAAUACCGAUCACAACAGUUGCAGAAAUUGUCCUGCCUCACCCAUGUCGCAGGUACCAUCAUAUCCGGGCGGCUCCUUGUCCCUGAAUUGAUACCCCGAUGGAGCCGCAAGUUCCCAGUGUGCCCGUCAUAUGAUGACGAGGAAUUCCAAGCUGCUGCUUCAUGCCCAGCAGUUGCAGACGAACGUGCACGCCGGCGUAGCCCCCAGCAGUCUGAGCUGGACAGCUCAUCGACCUUGAAUGCUCGGGGUUCUGAGCGGAGACGCCAGACGGAUGACAUCCUGCACGCUCCCAGCAGGGAACAGCCCAUCGAUUUCACAUCGGAGGAAGGGUUCAUUCAAGCCGCCAAGAAGAAGAAGAAGGCGACGCAGACUUUCAACUGGGACGACAACGAGAAGAAGGACGACAACGCUGGCGAGGAGAAGAAAGAAGGCGACGGCGAUCUCGGAGGUGGUGGUGGUGAUGCGGGCAACGGCAACGGUGGGGAUGACAACAAGGACAACAACGCCGAGCCCAAUCCAGACGACGAAUGGGGUGACUUCACCUCCGUCUCCAAGAAGAAGAAGGGCAAGAAAGGUGCCGCUGCCGCUGUAGAAGAGAAGAAAGACGAUCCUCCAGCAGGCACUGGUUCUGGUUUUGAUGCCUUUCACGAGAUCAAGUUAGACGACACGGGACCUUCUCUAGAACUCAAUUUUGGAUCCACGCCAGCUGCAGACACCAAAACGACAUCCUUCGGCGCCUGGGGGACCUCUUGGAGUACAGGCUCGGGCUGGGACUUUUCGGCAACCAAGGACGCGGACAAGACUGAAGAGAAGCCCAAGGAAGAAGAGUCGAAUCCUUGGAGCAUCAACCGUCCCAAGCCAAAGAAGAAGAACAAGACUACCUUCUCCUUUGGCGCCUUCGACGAGGCUGAGGAGAAUCCUGAGGAGCCCUCGAUGGGUGAUGUUGCCGCCAAGAAGGACGAAGACGACGGUUUCGGCUUCACUGUCUCCAGCAAAAAGGACAAGAAGAAAAAGAAGACCAACCUCUGGGAUCCUGAGCCCGAAGAAGAAAAGAAGGAGGAGCCCGUCGAGGACACCUGGGGCGGUUGGGGCACGGCGACCAGCAAGAAGAAGAAGGGCAAGGUCGCCGAGCCCGAGCCCGAGCCCGAGCCCGAGCCUGAGAAGGCAGCCGACCCUCCGCCAGAGGAUGACUGGUUUACCCCUGCCACCAAGAAGGACAAGAAGAAGAAGAAAGGUGCCAUCGAGGAGCCAGUGGUCGAGGAACCUCCGCCGAAAGAGCCGGAGCCCGCGGCCGACGAUUUUUGGGGCACCGUCAGCACCAAGAAGAAGAAGAAGGGCAAGAACGCCGUCCUCGAACCGGAUCCGCCCAAGGAGCCCGAACCCGAGCCAGAACCCGAGCCAGAACCUGAACCCGAAAAGAAAGAGGAAGAGGAUCUCUGGGGAGGCUGGGGCACUACGACCAAGAAGAAGAAGAAGAAGGGCGCGGUCGUAGAAGAGCCCAAGGUCGAAGAGCCUCCACCUCCGCCCAAGGAACCCGAACCGGAACCCGUCGAUGACUUCUGGGGCACGGUCUCCAAGAAAGACAAGAAGAAGAAAGGUAAGAACGCCAUCGUAGAGGAACCGCCCAAGGAACCCGAUCCGAUACCAGAGCCCGAGCCCGAGCCGGAACCAGAACCGGAAAGGAAAGCCGAAGACGACUGGUGGGCUCCGGUUUCGAAGAAGGACAAGAAGAAGAAGAAGGGAGCCGCAGCCGAGCCCGAACCCCCUCCACCUCCGCCAGUCGAGGAGAAGCCCGCUGUCGAUGACGACUGGGGCGUCUUCGGUACUAAGAAGGACAAGAAGAAGAAAAAGGGCGCUAUUGAAGAGGUUGUCGAACCCCCUCCUGUCGAGGAGAAGCACGAGGAGAAGGCCGACGAUUUCGACUUUGGCUGGGGCACUACCACUUCGAAGAAGAAAAAGAAGGGAAAGAAUGCCGAACCCGAACCUCCUCCCCCGGAGCCCGAGCCUGAACCUGAGCCAGUCAAAGAAGAGAAGGCAGAGGACGACUGGCUCGGUUGGGGUACGAGCAAGAAGGACAAGAAGAAAAAGGGCAAAGCAGCCGACCCCGAGCCAAUUCCCGAACCGGAGCCGGAGCCGGAGCCCAUCAAGGAAGACAACAGCUGGGAUGUCUGGGGAAGUGCUUCUAAGAAGGACAAGAAGAAGAAAGGCAAGAACGCCAUCCCUGAACCAGAACCCGAGCCUGUCAAGGAGCCUGAACCCGAGCCGGAACCGGAACCAGUCAAGGAAGACAAUUCCUGGGAUGUCUGGGGCACGUCGACUUCUAAGAAAGAUAAGAAGAAGAAAGGCAAGAACGCCGUCCCUGAACCAGAACCCGAGCCCAUUAAGGAGCCUGAGCCCGAGCCCGAACCCGAGAAGAAAGAAGACGACGACUUCUGGGGCAGUUUCGGCACGAAAAAGGACAAGAAAAAGAAGAAGGGCAAGGAUGUCGAACCCGAACCCGUUAAGGAGCCUGAACCUGAGCCUGAGCCCGAGAAGAAAGAGGAAGACGACCUCUGGGGCUUUUCUACUUCCAAGAAAGACAAGAAGAAGAAAAAGGGUAAGGACCCUGAGCCCGAACCCGUCAAGGAGCCUGAACCGGAACCCGAGCCUGAGAAGAAGGAUGACGACGACUUCUGGGGCAGCUUUGGCACUAAGAAGGACAAGAAAAAGAAGGGCAAGAACGCCGAGCUGGAGCCUGUGGUCGAGGAGCCUCCCAAGGAACCCGAGCCGGAACCCGUAGACGACUUCUGGGCAUCCGCCACGUCCAAAAAGGACAAGAAAAAGAAGAAGGGCGUCAUCGAGGAGAUCAAGGAAGAGCCCGUGCCAGACCCACCCGUCGUGGAAGAGUCCAACCCAUGGGAUGCAUGGGGCAGCACCAAGAAGGACAAAAAGAAAAAGGGCAAGGAUGAUGCUUCUACCAAUGGCGACACCAAGAUUUCUACCGAGGCUGCGGAUGACGACUGGGCAAACUGGGGUCAAGCUUCCAGCAAGAAGAAGAAGGGCAAGAAAGACGUCGAGCCUGAGCCCGAACCCGAACCGGAGCCGGAACCUGAGAAGAAGGCUGAUGAGGACGACUUCUGGAGCACCUUUGGAACAGGUAAGAAGGACAAGAAGAAGAAGAACGAGGAAGUGGUGCCUGUCGUUGAAGAACCGCCACCCGCCGAUGACAUCUGGGGCGUUUCCACGUCGAAAAAGAAGAAGAAGAAGGGUGCUAUUGCGGAGCCUGAGCCGCCUCCGCCACCUCCCGUUGAAGAGAAGGCUGCCGAGGAAGACGACUGGGGCAUUUGGGGCACAUCCUCGAAAAAGAAGAAGAAGGGCAAGGAUGCCAUCCCCGACCCCGAGCCGGAACCCGUGAAGGAGCCGGAGCCUGAGCAUGAGCCUGAGACCAACGUAUGGGGCGAGCCCGAGAAAUCCAAAGACGACAAGAAGAAGAAAGAGAAGGAGCCCAAGCUGAGCAAGAAGGAGCUUGAGAAGCUCGAGAAGGAGAAGAAGAAGGCUGAAAAGGAGAAGGCCAAGAAGGAGGCUCAGGAAGCCAAGGAGGCAGAAGAGAAGGCUGCGCGCGAAGCAGAGGAGCAAGCUGCUCGCGAAGCUGAAGAGGCCGCUCAGCGCGAGGCCGAAGAAGCUGCAGCCAAGGAGGCCGAAGAAGCCGCCGCAAAGGAGGCCGAGGCAGCCAAGGUCGUCGAAGAAGAGGAGCAACUUGCUGCGCUUCAGGCAAAGAAGGAUCGAGGCCGCAAACUCACCAAGAAAGAGCAGCGCGAGUUCGACACGCUUACCGAGAAUGCAGACCUGCGCGCCGCAGAGACUGCUGCUCGUGAAGCUGAGGAGCAAGCCGCUCGCGAGGCCGAGGAGCAGGCUGCGCGCGAGGCUGAGGAGGCUGCGGAGCGGGAGCGGGAAGAAGCCGAGGCCAAGAAGAAGGGCAAGUCCUCGUCGAAAGACAAGGACAAGUCAUCCAAGUCCUCCAAGUCUAAGGACAAGAAAGACAAGGAUAAGAGCAAGGAUGACGAUAAGGAUGGCGACCUGCUCGACCUUACCAACGAAGAUGUGGAGGAUAUCUUAUCGCCGAAAUCCACCACGGACGCUUUCAGUUUCUGGGGUGCAGCUAAGAAACCCGCCAAGGCUAAAUCGGGUGCAGCCGAGAUUAGGUCGGCUGAGUCAUCCAGGGUUCUCGAAGCUACGAUCAGUAGCGCCGACGCCGACGCGUGGAAGGACACGCCAUCCUCAUUCAGAGAUGCGACGGCCUCCAUGAAGACCAAGAAGGCUGUCGGAGGCAAGAUUGCUGACAGGCUCAAGGCCUUUGAGUCAAUCCACGACGCCCCGGAGCCUCCCGCAGACCCCAUCCCGCCACCGCCUCCUCCUCCUGCACCUAGCGAUAAGAAGAAGAGCUCCAAGUCCAAGAAGGACAGAUCCUACGACUUUGUCGACAUUGUUGAGGAGCCGCCGAUCGCCGAGUCGACCAAGAGAAGCAAGAAAUCCACCUUCCCCGGCAGCUUCCCCAUCGACGAGGAUGACGACGAGAUAGUCGAAAUCGUCGACAUGGCCCCUGAAAAGAAGUCCAAGAAGAGCAAGUCCAAGUCCAAGGGCAGCGAUGCGAUCCCUAUACCUCCGGCCGUGCCCAUGGCGCCGCCCGCGGUUCCCGACGCGCCCCUGACCUCGCCUCCCGAACCCAAGUCGAGCAAGAAGGACAGGCCCAAGAUCAACCGCGAAGGCUCCUCGUGGGGCAUGUGGACAGCCGGCGGCAGCAGCGCGCCAAAGGACAAAGACAAGGAGCGCAAAUCGUCCAAGUCCAAGUCGGACGACAGGAAGGAGAGCAGCCACAGGAAGCGAUCGGGCGACAAGGAGGAGAAGUCGUCGUCCAAGGGCUCGUCGUCGGACAAAGCCGAGCGCGUUAAGGAGACGCCUGCCGCCAAAUCGGCCGCGCGCAUGACGAGCAUCUUCGCGAGCACCCCUCCUCUGUCGCGAUCCAUGUCGUCCCGCGAGAAGCGCGGCAGCGUGAGCAAGAGCUCGCGACGGCACUCUGUUGACAUGGCGCACGGCAUCGCGUCACCUCCACCGGAGGAGGUGCCCGAGAUGUCUGCCAAGGCGGCCAAGAUCCUGGGCGUCGGGAAGUCUAGCAGCAAGAAGAGCAAGCGAGCUCCUGUCGACACGGACGAUGACAUCGUCAUGGUCGGUGCCGGAGAUGCCCAGUCCAGUCCGGACAAGACUGGGCGCCGUCGAUCGAAGCACCACAAGCAGGACGAGGACAUCAUCAUGGUCGAAACCCCCGAACCAGUCCGACCACAACUCAAACGAUCCGACUCGAGCGCUAGGAAAUCUGGCCUCGGCGGUCUCUUCAGCAGCCUGCGCACACCAAAGACCGAGCCGCGACCGGAACCUCCUCGACGGCGCAGCACCUUUGCCACAACUGAUGACGAAGCAAGGAGGACGUCUGAUGCGGCCGCCACAGAUGUGGAACAAGAAGCUCGGCGGGCCGCAAGGCGCGCCCGCCGCGCGGAGAAGGAGGCUGCCGAGAAGGCUGCCGAUGAGGCAAGGCGUCACAAGGACGAAGCCCGCCGCGAACGACGCAAGAAACACGAAGAAGAGUCCGAGGCUCGUCGGCAGGAGGAGAAGGAUGCUCGGCGAGCGGAGAGGCGCGCCGCGCGUGCCCGCGAAGAAGCCGAUCGGAGAGCCGUGGAAGAGAAGGAGGCCGAGCGUGUAGAGCGCCGCCGCCAGCGCAAAGAGCACGAGCGCGAGGCGGGCAACGAUGCUGAUGCCGAGGCCCGUCGAGCCGCAAGACACGAACGCCGUCGCUCUCACCAGCCCGACAGCGAGCGCGAGGACGACGAGGAGCGUCGCCAAAGACAUGAGGCCAGGCGUGCUGCGCGCGAGGCGGAGGGCAAGACUUCGCGCCGCCACUCGACGCAAGACGGGUACGUCUACCCGCAUAGCGGCAGGAGACACGAUGACCGCAAGAAGCCCACGUGGCCGCAUUCGGGCACGUCAUCGUGGGUAAAGGAGCACUCGGAUGCGCCGCCGCCGCCCGAUGAUGGUGGCUACACUACCGGCGCGGCCGAUGCGGAGGACGGCCGGCGCGAGGAGCGCAGGCGACGUAGGAGAAGCAAGUACGAGGAUGCCGGGGCGGCGACGGGAACCGACGCCGAUGACGAGCAGCGCCGGCGCCGUGCGCGGAGAGAAGAGAGGGAGCGCGAGCGGGGGCAGAGGGACUCGCGCAAGGCCGAGUCGGAGGGGAGCGACGAGCGGAGGGGCAGCCAGCGCAACUCGGUAUUUAUGGACACCACGCCGCGCAGCAGCUGGUGGAAGAAGAUUACUGGCAACUGA
This is a messenger RNA of Thyridium curvatum, 6522 nucleotides long. RefSeq lists its product as uncharacterized. The transcript has 4 exons. The record is from RefSeq and is a predicted model, not a curated record. Bases 1 to 6522 code for a protein of 2173 amino acids. Lineage: Eukaryota; Fungi; Ascomycota; Sordariomycetes; Thyridiales; Thyridiaceae.